AUGAAGUGGCGAGCGGGAGGCCCUCCUUAUUCCUUUGCCCCUGGUUCCAUGUCAACAGGUUGUGAGGAGAUGGAUCUGCACAAGUUCUACACGGCUGUGGAGUACGGUGACGUGCAGACUGUGAAAAAAGGACUGGAGGAUGGAGUGGACAUCAAGGCUAAGAGAGACUGGGGAAAAUUGUGUGAGCAGACAUCCCUGCAUGUGGCCAGCACGUUCGGGCAGACUGAGGUGGCAGAGCUGUUGAUCCAACAUGGCGCUAAUGUGGUGGCUUGGGACCAGCACCAGUCCACUCCCCUGCAUCAUGCUGCUUACAAGGGCAAAACCAAGACUUGUGAGCUUCUGAUUCGUGCUAAGGGUGAUGUUAACGCCAAAAAUAAGGACUGGUGGACACCCCUGCAUAAGGCAGCUUUCCCAGGACAUACCGAGACCUGCAAGGCCCUGAUUGAUGCUGGUGCUGAAGUGAACGCCAGAAAUCAGGACAAGCACACAGCACUGGACCGGGCUGCUGGCUGGGGCCACACUGGCACUUGUGAGGUUCUGAUUUCCUCUGGUGCUGAGCUAAACCCCCCAAAUAAGGCCACACCUCUUCAUUGGGCUGCUAAAUACGGCCGCACCGGGACUUGUGAGCUGUUAUUGCGGAAGGGUGCAGAAGUGACUGCCAAAGAUGAGCGUGGGAGGACUCCAUUAAACUGUGCAACUGAUUGGGAGACUCAGCGUUUCUUGAAGGAAGCGGAGAGAAAGGCAGAACAAGAGAAGUCCUACCGCGAGUUGCUGCAGACGUCAGGCGGAGUGAAGGUCAACAGGUUUAAGGUGUUCCUGGGAGGGAAUGAGACAAAUGGGAAGUCAACACUGAAGAAAAGUCUUAGGAAGGACCCGUCAACUGAGGGACAGAGUGUGCCGUCUUCUGAUGAGGAGCUUUAUGACCCCACCCCUGGGGUGGAUAUUGAAACGUUUCCUAUUCCAGGGGUGGGGGAGGUCAGCCUGUGGGAUUUUGCUGGGCAGGCGGAGUACGCGGUAACCCACAAUAUGUUCAUGAACUCAGAGAACACCGUCUUCAUUGUGCUGUACAACAUCAUGGACAAGAGUGAGACCCAAGAAAAGCAGGUCCACUGGUGGUUGUGUUUCAUCAAGGCCUGCAACCCGGACCGGAAGCCUGAUGUCAUCUUGGUGGCCAGUCAUGCGGACAAGGUGAAACCUGACAGAGGACAAAAUCUAGCAGCCCGUUUGCUUAAGGGGAUGAAAGAAGAGUUCAAAGACCACCUCCGUAUCGCAGAUGAAGUGAUCCUGAUGGACUGUAGGAAGACUCGGACACCAGAGAUGGAAGUACUCAAGAGUCUGCUGCUCGAGAUGAGAGAGGCCUUGCUGCCAAACCAACGAGACAUGCCAGUGCUGUGUGCGAAGAUCAUGGAGCUCCUACCAGAGUGGGGUAAGAAGUGGACCACCCCCAAAUUCCCCGUGAUGAUGUGGCCUGACUAUGUCAGGGAGGUCAAAGGAAUCAACGAGCUUGUGACUGAAGACUUCCUCGAGAAAUCCACACAAUACUUGCACCAUCUGGCAGAGCUUCUGUUCAUCACCCCGGCCACUUCUGAUGGUAUCCUUGUCCUGAAGCCCAACUGGCUUGGUACAAAGAUCUUCGGCCCAGUCAUGGCACCAGACAACUUCCCCCUUCCCCGCAUAUUAAGGAAGCGUCGGACUCAGGACUACAUCCACAGGUCAGAAAUCGAGACAGUGUUCCAAGACAUUACUGAUGACGUGGAUCUCCUGAUCACCCUACUGGAAGAGUUCCAGCUCUGCCACUCCUAUGACGGACAGACCUUCAUCUUCCCAGGGCUGCUGACACAAACCAUGCCUCCUGACAAGUGGCAACUCACACAUGAGCUAAAGGUGGUCUACUUUGGGAAGCAAGUCCAGUGUGCCGACUCAACCGACAUGUUCUCCUCCGGGUUCUUCCCCCGAGUGCAGACCCGCCUGAUGAGGGAGCUGGAGAAUCCCCCGCAGCUGUGGAGAGAUGGCGCCAAGUGUGCCGACAGGGAUGUGGAAGGUCUGAUCAAACUCUCUCCGGACGGCCGUGCUGUCAACAUCUGUGUGCGGAGUGCACAGGGUGACAAGGGUCAGUGUAGCAAGAUGCUGCAGCAGCUGGAGAACAUCAUUGCUGAUGUGCUCUAUGAGUGCAGCCCUGGUACUGUCACAGUAGAGAAUGUGCUCAGUGCUCGUGCACUUAAGGAUCACAUGGAGGAAUUCUAUUCCUACAGCAAGGAGGAGAUCAGCAAGGCAAGAGCAGAGGGUGGUACAAUACAUCAUCACGACCUCGGGUUCACAGAACAGGUCAGUGACCUACUGUGUGAGGAGACCCCGCUCACCAGGUACCGCCCAGAGCUGGUCCAGGCCUUGCAGGAUGUGGAGCCAAUCCUGAAGCACCUGCAGGUACUCAACAUCCUGACGGCUGACGAACGCGACAUCAUCAGGGCUAAGAGCACGCCCCAGGAUCGCGCACGAGCGCUGCUGGACACCAUGGAGACAAAGAAGGAAGAUGCACUUCAGGUGUUCACAGCUUAUGUUGGCCCAAAAAUCUUAGACAGUGUGUUUCCCAACCUGUGCAUACACUGCUUGGAAUGCAAGCCGUGUAAGUACAAGUCUUAUGAUUCAUUUUUACAGCAGACUGAAAAUAGUCAAUAG
Messenger RNA from Branchiostoma floridae (Florida lancelet), 2676 nucleotides. RefSeq names its product death-associated protein kinase 1-like. Bases 1 to 2676 code for a protein of 891 amino acids. NCBI's taxonomy places the organism in Eukaryota, Metazoa, Chordata, Leptocardii, Amphioxiformes, Branchiostomatidae. The record is from RefSeq and is a predicted model, not a curated record. Gene Ontology annotation, molecular function: protein binding. The transcript is spliced from 14 exons. Gene Ontology annotation, biological process: regulation of apoptotic process.